GAUUAUUAUCAAGUUUGGCCCGUUAUAAAAGGAGUCGAGGCCCAUCAUGCCUCCACUUGCAUGAUUGCUUCGCAACGGGGCUUUUCGGCUUCUUCUAUGAUAUCCCAGUAGCCGCAGCAGCGAUUUCACAAAAAUGAGAACCAAGUUAAGAAUUUGGUGGCCAAAUCAACUAGCUUCAUCUGAACCAGCAACACCUUUGAAUAAGAAUAAUCUCUUGCUCGGUUGGUUUGCUUCCUGUUCUUCUGUUUCUGUUGAUGUUGUAGUGGCCUUUGCUUGCAACGAAGCUUCAUUUUCUCACUCCAAUUCUACUCUCCAGGAGAUUCUCCGCGGCGUAAAUGGGAAAAUGCCUGUGUUUUUACAGGAGAGAGCGGCCUUUUCGCUUUUGGGUCAGUGUGUUUUGUAUGGAAGAGGUAAUGGGAAAAUGUUGAGGGAUGGAAUGGAAGGUGGUGAUUGGAGGAAUUCAUUUACUGAUGGUUUUGAUUCGGUGAUGAAUAGCCGGGAUCUGUCCGAUGGAAAGGAUGGAGGGAGUAGUUGUGGGUGCAAUGAACUUGAUGGGUCGCAUGAACAAUGCAGGAAAGAGUGUGUUGAAAACGGGCUUUGGAUUGGGUUGGUGUAUGAUUCUUGUGAAGGAUAUGGUAAAGACGUUCACCGGGUUCCAAAACUGCAUCACUUGCAUUGGAAUGGGCAGAUAGUUUCUCAUUGCAAUGUUCACGUUGUCGUUUAUGAAAUUCCUGUGUAUGGGGUGCACCAUUUCUCACUGAAUCUUUGGAAGUCUUCCAAGCCAGUGAAAGAUCCUGUCAAGAAACCCAAGUGGGUUAAUGAACUUGAGAAAAAUCAGCCUCUAUUGGACUUGGAUACAGUCAUUCUGGCUAUCAACAGUGCUGCAGCUGCUAAAUUAGCUCUUGAGACACAUGUAGGCUUUAAGAGAUCUGUUUCUAGGUUUUUCAUCAUCAUCAGCAGGUCUAUUGCUUUCAUGUGGCAAGUAUUGGCCAUUUUUGUGGCAACAAUUUCCACUCUAUUCUACAUUGUUCUCCAGUUAUUCCAUAAUUUUUCAAGUUUUGGAUCAAAAACACGGAUAUACACUACAUCAGCGAUGGUGUUCUGCACUACAUGGACACAAAUUCAAAUCCGCUGUUGUCAGAUUUUGUACUGGCCCAUCGUACUUCAAGAUAAUGGCCUUAGGUCACAGUCAUGCGUGGAAUAUAAGGAGAAUGCUGCGUUACAUAGGAAUUCUAUGUGGUCAAGUUUAGCUGUUGAUCUUCUUGUGGGAAAUUUGAUGGGCUUGGCACUCUUAGUUCAUGCUGAAUCUGUUUGCCAAUGGAUUUUGACCUUUGCCAAUGUCAUUACCAAUGAGUUAUUGCGCUCAGGUUCUGUGUGGUUGAUGGGAGUGCCAGCAGGUUUCAAGUUGAAUACAGAACUGGCAGGAGUUCUUGGCAUGAUUUCUCUUAAUGCAAUACAAAUUUGGUCCACCCUUUGGAUCUUUAUUGGUUUUCUCUUCAUUUAUUUCAUCAAAGGACUUGCUCUACUGGGGAUUCUUUUUGGGGCAACUAUUCCUGCUGCUUUGAUCAUAGAUAUGGUUUCCAUAGCAACAUUGCAUGUGUCAACUCUUCAUUGGGUAAUCUCACUUUUGUAUUCCUGGCAAAUUCAGGCUUUAGCAGCUCUGUGGCGUCUUUUCAGGGGUCGAAAGUGGAAUCCUUUGCGUCAGAGAUUAGAUAGCUAUGACUACACUGUGAAGCAACAUAUUGUGGGUUCCCUUCUGUUCACUCCACUUCUCCUUCUGUUACCAACAACUUCUGUUUUCUACAUGUUCUUCACCAUUUUGAGCACAACCAUUGCUCUUACUUGUAUAUUGAUUGAAGUCACAAUAUCCAUGAUUCAUAGCACACCAUAUAUUAAAAUUUUCCUUUGGUUGAUGAGACGGAGAAGAUUUCCCUCUGGGAUUUGGUUUGAAAUUGCAUCUUGUCAGAAUGAUUCUCUGGAGUUUGCACGUCAUGACAAAGUAUGUUCUUCCUCCAAGAAGUCUUAUCGAAACAACGACAGAGGCAAAAACAGAUCCAGCAUUAUGGUCUCAUUUCUCCACAGCAACUUUUUAAGUAUAGGACAAGUAGUUUUGCCUCACUAUAGAAAGGUUUUCUCUGGAGUUUCUGAUUUUGCCAUUACAUCAGCUCAUGGAGCUCUUACUGGUAAAAGAACCGUAUCUACUUUGGGGACCUGCCUGCCUUCAACAAUGCCAUGGUUGUCUAUCCCGGCAAGAGAGUAUUGGUGCCUCUGCCGCAAUUCAGUUCUUGCAUGCAUGGAAGAACGUGAUUGCAAUGAAUGUCAAUGAUUUGUUUUACCUAAUUUGAGUCUCAGAAUCCUGCAUCGUUUCCUUGCCUUUUUUUCCCGUGGUGUGGAAAAGUUGUGCGGAUAGCCUUUCUCAUCCUAAUGUGCAUUCUGCGAGGGAAAGGAUAGAUGUGUUCUAUUAGAUGAAAAAAGAAAGAAAGAAGAAGAUUAAGAUUAUCAAUGAA
Molecule: messenger RNA, 2507 nt
Organism: Populus nigra (black poplar)
Lineage: Eukaryota; Viridiplantae; Streptophyta; Magnoliopsida; Malpighiales; Salicaceae
Product: N-acetylglucosaminyl-phosphatidylinositol biosynthetic protein gpi1
Exons: 9
Coding region: 134-2326 (730 amino acids)
Biological process (GO): GPI anchor biosynthetic process
Cellular component (GO): membrane
Source: RefSeq, a predicted model, not a curated record